Balaenoptera acutorostrata (minke whale) is the source of this 2247-nucleotide messenger RNA. It is a transcript of the gene PHOSPHO2, whose product is annotated as phosphatase, orphan 2. The transcript has 2 exons. The coding region runs from base 166 to 891 and encodes 241 amino acids. Gene Ontology annotation, molecular function: phosphatase activity. The record is from RefSeq and is a predicted model, not a curated record. Lineage: Eukaryota; Metazoa; Chordata; Mammalia; Artiodactyla; Balaenopteridae.
AAGACUUUUUCCCCUGCAUAUAGAGUAGGAGUAAUGUUGGUUAGAAACUGGCUGGUGUUUAAAACUGAAGAUUGUCAUGACUGUUUAACCUAAGCUCCAUGCUGAAGUAAGAUUAAUUGUCUUGGAAAUACUAAAUUGGGGUAACCCAAAUCUGUUUCUGGAACCAUGAAAAUUUUGUUGGUUUUUGACUUUGACAAUACAAUCAUAGAUGAUAAUAGCGAUACCUGGAUUGUACAAUGUGCUCCAGAGAAAAAGCUUCCUAUUGAACUACAAGAUUCUUAUGAAAAAGGAUUUUGGACAGAAUUUAUGGGCAGAGUCUUUAAGUAUUUGGGAGAUAAAGGUGUAAGAGAAGAUGAAAUGAAAAGAGCAAUGAUAUCAAUACCUUUCACUUCAGGGAUGGUGGAACUUUUAAACUUUAUAAGAAAGAACAAGGAUAAAUUUGACUGCAUCAUUAUUUCAGAUUCAAAUUCAGUCUUCAUAGAUUGGGUUUUAGAAGCUACCAAUUUUCAUGACGUGUUUGAUAAAGUCUUUACAAAUCCAGCAGCUUUUGAUAGCGAUGGUCAUCUCACUGUGGAAAAUUAUCAUGCUCAUUCUUGCACUAGGUGCCCCCCUAAUCUUUGCAAAAAUGUAGUUUUGGUAGAAUUUGUAGGUAAACAGUUACAACGAGGAGUGAAUUAUACACGAGUUGUUUAUAUAGGUGAUGGCGGAAACGAUGUCUGUCCAGUAACCUUUUUAAAGAAGAAUGAUGUUGCAAUGCCACGGAAAGGAUAUACUUUACAGAAAACUCUUUCUAGGAUGUCUCAAAAUCUUGAGCCUAUGGAGUCUUCUGUUGUAUCUUGGUCUUCAGGUGUUGAAAUAAUUUCUCAUUUACAAUUUCUAAUAAAGGAGUAAUAUGCCAAUAAUUGCAAUGUGUAUCAGUUAAGAUUAAAUACAGCAGCAUAAAACUAAAACCCCAAAUAACAGUGGCUUUAAAAAAAGAAAAAAAGUUUUCCCUCUCACUUAAAAGAAUUUCAGAGUUAAGUAUCUCAAAGUUUCUGUGUUGCUCUACCAACCUCAGCACUUGACUUCCAACUUAUGAUCCAAGAUUGCUGUUCAAGCUCCUUCCCUCACCUCAACUUUCUGGCCAGCAAGGAGGACAGUGAGAGAGAAGGUUGCACCCUCAUUUAAAUUUCACUGGCCAAUACUUAGUCACAAUGCUCCUUCCUAACUGCAAGGAAGGAUGAAAAAUAUAGCUUUUAUUUCAGAUGGUCAUAUGCCUGGGAAAAAAGUAGAGUACAGAACUGAGGUAAAUGCAGUUAGUGGUCUCUACCAAAGAUGGUUAAUAGGUAGAUGAUAUUUUUAAAUUUAUUCCCAGAGAGAAUAGUCUUAUAUUUUACUUUCUUUGGUAUUUAUUUCCAAAGUAUGUCUAGCAGUUACAAAUCUUCAAAAUAAGCCUAAUGCUUAGUUCACAUAAGAAUACACUACCUGGGACUUCCCCGGUGGCGCAGUGGUUAAAAAUCCGCCUGCUAACUCAGGGGACACGGGUUCAAGCCCUGGUCCGGGAAGAUCGCACAUGCCACGGAGCAACUAAGCCCGUGUGCCACAACUACUGAGCCUGCGCUCUAGAGCCCACAAGCCACAACUACUGAGCCCACGGGCCGCAACUACUGAAGCCCGCGCGCCUAGAGCUUGUGCUCCGCAACGAGAAGCCACCGCAAUGAGAAGCCCGCGCACCGCAAUAAAGAGUAGCCCCCACUCGCCACAACUAGAGAAAGCCCGUGUGAAGCAACGAAGACCCAACACAGCCAAAAAUAAAUAAUAAAAAAAAAAAAGAGUCGCUGUGAAUUCCAAAAUUAAAAAAAAAAAAGAAUAUACUACUUCCAAAUCAGUUAAUUUUAGAGAUAGGGAUGCAGUAUCUAUUGCCCAAGUUGUUCAUUAAUUUCACACUUUCCUUUUGAAAUGAAAUACAAAUUAAUGUUCUUCAAGUAUUUUUAAUUUAUAUCAUUAUUACAGACUGUAAUUCCAGAAUGAUGAUUUAAUCAGUAUGUUAUUUCUGUUUGGCAAUGAAAUAUUGAGUGAUACAAUAUAUAGUUUGUAGGAAUACACAACAUUUAAGAAACUGUUUCAUAUAGGGAUAUUAGCAAAAUAUCAACUGACCUAGAAAGUUUUACAGUACUGUGUUAAUUUCUAGGCUCACAUGUUUUAGGCAUAAAUAUCCCUUAUGUAAUAAUGUUAGGAUUUUCUUUUCCAUAUAGAAAGCUCCAGAAA